AUGUAUUUCUCUACCGCUAUCAUCGCCACUCUUGCCGCUCAGGCCCUUGCCCAGGAUAACCGUCGUUUCCCUCAUGCUCGUGUUGGACAUGUUGCUGCCUUGGUGGCCGCUGCUGCUCUUCCAGCUAGAGCACUUCCUGUCUUCGAUGUCCUUGAGGCGCGAGCUCCUCAUCAUCAGGGUGCCAAGGGAGCCAAUGCCAAGGCGGUCGAGGGGUGCAAGACCAAGCGAGAUGAUGAAGACGACGAAGACGAGGAAGCCGUCGAGGGACUCGUCGCCCGUCAUCACCAAGGAGCCCACGGCAAGGCUGCUGCCAAGGCCGUCAACAACUGCAACAAGAAUGGAAAGCGGGAUGAAGUCGCUGAAGAGCUUGAAGCGCGAGACGUCGAGGACGAAUCCGAACAAGACGCUGACGAGCUUACCACCAGAGAUGUCGAGGAAGACGACGAGGACGAAUCUAGCGAGCUUGAAGCCCGAGCAGCAAAGAAGGGCAAGAAAGGCAAGAAGGGUAAGAAGGGAAAGAAGGGCAAAAAGGGAAAGAAGGGUAAGAAGACUGGCAAGAAGGGCCAGAAGGGUAAGAAGGCUGGCAACAACGCCAACAAGAACGCCAACACCGGUGCUACCAACGGAGCAGCCAAAACUGGCACCAACACCAAUACUGGAACCAACAAUGGAGCAGCUAAAACUGGUACCACCGCCAACAACAAUGCCAACACUGGCACUACCAAUGGGGCAGCCAAGACUGGUACUAAUGCAAACACGAACGCCAACUCUGGUACUACCAACGGAGCAGCUAAAACUGGCACCACCGCCAAUAACAACGCCAACAGCAACACUCAAGCCAAGGCUGGUACUACUGCUUAA
This is a messenger RNA of Fusarium mangiferae, 861 nucleotides long. RefSeq names its product related to AAC-rich mRNA clone AAC11 protein. The transcript is spliced from 3 exons. The coding region runs from base 1 to 861 and encodes 286 amino acids. NCBI's taxonomy places the organism in Eukaryota, Fungi, Ascomycota, Sordariomycetes, Hypocreales, Nectriaceae. The record is from RefSeq and is a predicted model, not a curated record.